This is a messenger RNA of Letharia columbiana, 4239 nucleotides long. RefSeq lists its product as uncharacterized. The coding region runs from base 1 to 4239 and encodes 1412 amino acids. The transcript is spliced from 2 exons. NCBI's taxonomy places the organism in Eukaryota, Fungi, Ascomycota, Lecanoromycetes, Lecanorales, Parmeliaceae. Gene Ontology annotation, molecular function: protein binding; cysteine-type deubiquitinase activity. Gene Ontology annotation, biological process: protein deubiquitination. The record is from RefSeq and is a predicted model, not a curated record.
AUGGAUCCAGCAUCCAUGAGUGGUACCGAGCCCCUACAACCAUCAGAUGAAACUCUUCCGGCCCACCAUUCACCCAGUCUUCCCUCCCCCCCACACCAUCGAAGACAUAUUCGCUACGCAACACCAGAGACCUCAGACCCACCUCCACCUCACUUUAUCCUCGAAGCCGCCCUGACCAGCGUCAGAAACAUCAGUGUCCCGCCCAGUCCUCCGCCAGCCAUGGCCUCAUCCGGCCAACAACAUCAAAGCAGCAGCCCGGGAUUCCAGCUCGACACUGAAGGUCAAGACCACGAUAGAAUGGAAAUGGACGAUGAGAGCGACGAGUCAGACUCCGGUCCCGACGACCAUACCCCAGAGCAUGAGCCAGGAGAUGCAGAAAUGGAGACUGCACCUCCACCUCCAACAGAGGCAGAAGUGAUGGAUACAUCUCCAGACCAUCAGUCAGACCCAAGGCAUCCAGAAUUCGGACGACCACAUACCAGUAUUGUCAUACAGACCAACCCAGAGACCGGCGAAUCAACUGCCCUUCGCGUUGUUACCAUCCCUGCUCCUACCAGUGGUCUGAGUACUGCACAACUGCGGGAACAAGCCGUUCUUGCUGCAGCAUCUGUACAUCUACCACCAGGGCUAGACGGCAAUACCCAGGACGUAAGGGUAGCAGCUGCAGAAAGGGAGUUGGCAGAAUUACGCCGAAGCGACCAGAGGGACAGGGCUAGAGCCAGAAGAUUGGCACGAGAGGUGGAUGAUGUGCCCGAAGGCGUCGGAGAAGACAGCGACGACUCAACAGACGAAGAAGAGCAUCCAUACUGGACGAAUCUCAGGGAAGACGAAUCAUCCCCAGAUGAGCAAGAGCUCAAAGAGAUUGAAAAGGAGGUCGAGUUCAGUGCUCUUGACCACGACCACUGGGAGGAGGUAGCGUAUCAGCCGCUUGAUGAUCCAGAGUACGUUCCUGCGGAGUCGGGACGUAUUACUUGGACUGUGGAUGGAGUACGUGGCACUCCCGAGAAGCCGAAUAGAGAGAACAUCAUGAGGUCUCCAUCUGUCUUUAUAGAUGGAUACUAUUGGAACAUUAAGUACUACCCUCGCGGAAAGGACGGAACCGAUCAUAUGAGUGUCUACAUCGAAUGCUCACCAACACCGUACGAGGAGGCGGAACAUAAAGCGAGCAAUGCUACAUCGUCAAAGGCAGUGCCAGAUGCAGACCAAACGUCGAUCGUUGUAGAGGAGAACCACCAUAACGCAGCUGCACCUGGAGCUCCGCCACCAUCUCUUGAGGAUGCGCAUGUUCCAAAUAUAUCAGAGGAAGACGCCGAUUCCACCCCUACCCCACCCAAGGAAAGAGAGCUCGAAGAGCAAAAGUCAUGGGGAGUGGCUGCGCAAGUAAGCUGCAUCAUCUAUAACCCUGACGAACCACGGGUUUAUGUCCAUGACAAGGGCUGUCAUCGCUAUUAUCAGGACAAUCCAGAGUAUGGAUGGGUUCGAUUCAAUGGGGAGGGGCCGGAUACACUUCCGUGGGACGAGAUACACAAACGUCGACGGCUGAAACGGCAAGCACUUCUCCGAAACGAUACACUCUCAUUCACAGUAUAUAUUCGUACCGUUGACGACGAUACCAAGACCUUGUGGUGGAGCCCUCCCGACGACAAGCCCGGAUGGAACAGCCUGGCAAUGACUGGUAUUAGGGCAUUCGAGUGCCAGGAAUACCAGUCAAGUGCCAUGAUUGCUGCUUUGUCAGCAUGGUUGCACCUCAUUCCUGUUGUUGAUCUCAUUCGCACCACCCACAUACCAGAUCCUGUUCUGGAGCCGGAGACACGGAUGAGACCAGUGCUUGAGGAGCUUCAGGACAUUCUCAACGAGGACUCGGAUCUUUUCAGUCCUGCUGAUAGUGCUCUUCCCCUGUCGGACCUUGUAAGAACUCUGAACUUUUAUGGCGCGGAAGUUGACCGUAAAAUGGACGUGGUAAUGAUUUGGGAGACCUUGCGGCGCAUUAUCAACUUUGAAUUUUCAGAUCUUCGUACCGUGGAAGAUGCGAAUGGGCUUGCUAAUGAUCAAUUUCGAGAGAUACUGCUACUCAAGCAGCCAGAUUUGAUGGGCAAAGACGACUCCGUUACCAAGUAUCAGAGCCUGGGUGGGGAAUAUCACCCCGAGAUCCUUGACACCGAACCUCAGAGCGUCACGGAAACCCUGAUCAAAGCUUCUCAAGGUCCAGCUAACUCUUUCCGAGUGUGGCAAAGUUUUGCAGGGCAACUUCAGAUCCCUUCUGGGAGUCCUUCGAUCUUGCAGGUCGAAUUACAUCGGCAGGACUUUGACAAGGUAGCUAGAAAAUGGAAGAAACUCACACAUCAGAUCAAGAUCGAAGAAGAUCUGACGUUCAGGGGGGUAGAUUAUAGUCUCUACGGCAUCGUUGUACAUGAGGGCGGUUUGGAGUCCACCGAGUACUACUCUGUCAUACGGCCCGAAGGACCUGGAACAAGAUGGCUCAGAUAUGCAGACGAGAGCAAUUCCAAAGGAGUCACCGUACUGACAACAAAGCAAGCUAUCGAUGCUCAUGAGGGAAGUGGCACGAAUGUAGAUGAAACAGCAGCAGUUGCCUAUGUUGUCCUCUAUGCACGUACCGACAUAAUCCCUCAUAUCUUGUGCACUCCUUUUCAUCAUAAUGAGACGCAAACCACCCACUUCGACCACGCACAAGAACUUCCAGGCGCAGCAAAUGAUAUGAUCACAGACAACAAAGAUGCUGAGCAUGAUAUCCCCGUCUAUGUGCAUGGUCACAAGCUCUUUGAAGGUUACUCGGGUCGAGGAGUAUUCGACCCAUGGUUCCGAGAUCAAACAAGCGGCGAUUUGCCAGGACACAAACAUUCGUUCCCCGCCUCGACGACACUAAGACAGGUGAAAAAGUAUUUGGAGGAAGAUGUAUUUGGGCUCGUGUCAGAUGAAAUUAGUUUGGAACUGUGGCCACUCGACACAAGAGCUUCGUGUAUGCCAAAUGCCUAUCCGCAACUCCUCUCAUUCAAAAAUCACAGCGAGGAAGAGUUGGGCGACAUGAUUCACCAUAGCGGUGGCUGUCGAUUCUGGAUGGCUUUGAAGACGACUGAUCCUGUUACCGCGGCCAAAUUCGGUCUGGCUGGCCCAUCGCCAGCCCCGGAACGCAUCGAGCAAGCCCAGUCAGACUCCAGGGCUAAUGCCGGAUUGUCAGCUACAAGAGCAAAUAUUGAACCAGCCGGCCAGGCAUCUGAGGAAGCAAGUGGCGGAGAUAUAGGCCAAGGUGAUACUGAGAUGGCUGAAGCCUCAACUGGGACUCACGAGACCCCGUUGGCGAAUGACUCAGAAAUUGUAAAGCCUCAUACGCUUGUGCAUCCUAAAGAAAUCUACUUCUUCGUGAAGCUUUUCGAUGUCGAGACUCAGACUCUUCGUGGAGUAAAUAGCCACUUUGCCAGGCGUGAUGCGAAGAUCUCGGAUGAGGCCAAACGAUUACUUAAAGUUGGCCUGAGCGAGGAAUGGGAUCUCUAUCACGAGCGACAUUUGAAACUUGGGCGUAAGGACCUCGUGGGCGACCAUGAGACGUUCGAGUAUCGAUUCGGUGAUGUGGGUGGAGACGGCAGUAUAUUCAUCGCCCAGCGCCGUCCCCCUAAAGAGAAUACCACGGACACGGUCAGUCUCCCGGGCUCGAUCACGUCUCUCGAGGCCGCAGGCAAGUGUGCUAACCCAAUCGACUUCUUCCGGUUCCUCCGCGGCCUCGACAACCCCUCAUACUUCCGCAACGAAGCCAACAGCUCCUAUUUUGGCUGCGGCUACAGAGCCCACUCCCUCAAAGGCGGCCGGGCCCACGGCAACGGAAUUCUGAUUUCCCUAUCCGGCGAUGCUUACGAUGGCGACUUUGUCGCCGGCAGGAAAUGCGGCCGAGGGUCCAUGGAUUAUGCAAACGGCGACAGCUAUAGGGGUGAAUGGGCAGCCGAUGAGCCCAAUGGUCAGGGUCGGAUGGAAUACGUUAAACAUGGCAAUGUCUACAUCGGCGAAUUCAAAAAGCGGAAACGUUUUGGCAGGGGAACGAUGGAGUUCAAGCAUGCAGACGAGGAAGAUUAUUUCUGCCAUAUUUGCUGGGAGAAUGAGAUCGAUGCGGUCUUCUUGCCUUGUGGGCAUCUGAGUGCGUGCGAAGACUGUGCGAGGCAGAUGCAGAACCACGACUGCCCGGUUUGUAGGAAGAUGGUCAAGCAAGUGGUGAAGGUUUGGAAGGUUUGA